AUGACGACAUUGCUCCCCAAAAAGAAUUACGCGCCAUGGCUGAAACCCUACAUUGACCUGAAUACAGAAUUGAGACAGCAGUCGCACAAUGAGUUUGACAAGAAUUUCUUCAAACUGAUGAAUAAUUCGGUCUUCGGCAAAAACAUUGAAAAUGUGAGGAAACAGAGGGAUGUGAAGUUGGUCACAAGAUGGGAGGAUAGAUAUGGAGCAAAAGUCCUCAGUGCCCAACCCAACUUCCACAGCUGCACCAUUUUCAGUGAUGAUUUGGUGAUUAUUCAGCUGAAUCGCACCAAAAUGUACUUCAACAAAUCCAUUUACGCUGGUUUCUCAAUUCUCGAUUUAUCCAAAACAUUCAUCUAUGAAUUCCAUUAUGAGUAUGUUAAGCAAGUAUACAGAGAUAGUGCUAAGCUCAUGUACACAGACAGACUUCUCUAUGAGUUCAGAGUGCCCGAUAUUUAUAAAUGUAUGAAACGUGACAUUGCCAAAUUCGACACAUUAGAUUAUCCGAAAAACAAUGUAUAUGCAAUGCCACUUGUUAAUAAGAAAGUAUUAGGACUCAUGAAAGAUGAGUGCAAUGGACAAGUUAUGAGUGAGUUUAUUGGUUUGCGAGCAAAAUUGUACACAUUCACAAUUCAUGGUGAUGAGAGGACAAAAAAGCGUGCUAAGAGAGUGAGAAGCUCUACCUUGAAGAGAAUCACUUUCGAAGAUUACAAAGACUGUCUGAUGAAUCAUGAGACUUUUGUUAAAUCACAGUAUUUAAUUAAGAGCCAUAAGCACACUGUACAUACAGUACAUCAGAAAAAAUUAGCGUUAAGUUGGGAUGAUGAUAAGAGGAUACUUUGUACAAAUUUCACUGACACUGUACCAUACGGCUAUUGUAAAUAA
Diachasma alloeum is the source of this 885-nucleotide messenger RNA. RefSeq lists its product as uncharacterized. The record is from RefSeq and is a predicted model, not a curated record. The transcript is spliced from 2 exons. Lineage: Eukaryota; Metazoa; Arthropoda; Insecta; Hymenoptera; Braconidae. Bases 1 to 885 code for a protein of 294 amino acids.